AUGUCGUCAACCCGAUACGAAUACGCACCACUAAGUCGACCAAGGCAAGAAGUCAGGCUUCUGCGCAUCCUUCCUGGCGAUGGAGACGUCGAGCUCACCGUCCAACAUUAUGAUAUUGAAGAUUGUCCGGCAUAUGUUGCGCUGUCCUAUGAGUGGGGUUCUGAGCAAGAGCCUAAGGAAAUCCGCAUCAACGAAAGAAGCUUUCAAGUCCGGCAGAAUCUAUGGGAUGCUUUGAACGUUCUACGUACAAAGCAGUUUGAGGGAGGAGUAUUUGACACUGAGUCUCCAAGAUUUUGGAUAGAUGCCGUUUGCAUCAGUCAAGCUCAUUCAGCCGAACGAGGCCACCAAGUCAGCCUGAUGGGUCGCAUAUACCGCCAAGCGUCUCACACCAUAGUUUGGCUUGGUCCCGAAGCAGCCUCUUCUGAUUUGGGCAUGCGUCUUCUCAGAGACCAUCCUGCAGAUGGAUGGGCCAGCUCAGACCGAAAAUGGUCGGCAAUCAAAGCACUUCUCAACCGAACUUAUUUUCAAAGAAUCUGGAUUGUGCAGGAGAUCGUACUUUCUAGGAGGAUUGACCUUCUCUGCGGAUCUUCCAUCUGCCCAUGGGAUCGUCUUGCUUCUUUCUGGGAGUCCAGGGUACUGGGGAAGAACAAAAUGGCCGACUUGGUGCAAUUUCGCAUAACGGACAUUAAAAAAGCGGUAGAGCUUGUUGUGGCCAGACAACAAUUCGAGGCUGGCUGGUACGGAAAGGAUCCCAAAUUUUGCAUGCUCCAACUAUUGGAUCUAUCCCAUCGAAGGCAUUGUUCGGAAUUCCGUGACAGAGUCUAUGCGCUUUUAGGUCUUCUCCCAGAAGGUCAGCAGCUUGUGGGCUUGGAAAUUGACUACGAAGUUGGAUGCGAAGAGUUGAUGAUACGUCUUGAAGCAGCGAUACACAGAGAUGGGGACGCAACUCAGCACUACAUACUGCAGGCAUUCGAACAAGAAGCUUCAGAGGAAGCGCGAGGUAGAGUCGCAUGGUACUGGGUUAUCAGUGAAGUGCUACACCAUUUCAGCAACUUCGUAUUGGGUGGCUUCGACAGGUUGAGUUCAAUAACUACGUAUAGAGAUGGUGCAUUGCUCCUCCAGACCAUCUACUGGAUUGUUGGCGGAUACGGUGUCAAUUUAUUCCCGAUCACAAAAGAAGAUGACUUCGCUAUUGCGGCUACAUUUGGAACAAAUACAGCGUACCAAACGGCUGAGCUAACAUGUUCAAGGAGGGAAGCUAGCUUCGGGCGAGACACUACCUUCACCAUCCCCUGCAUCUACUAUGUGGGUAUGCUCUCAUAUCAUAUUGAGUUGACCCAUCAACCUGAAAUCCCUCAAGUCUCACCAACGGAAUACGUGAGGACGGAGAGACGGUCUCUAGAGUGCCAGUACUUGCUUCAGAGAUUCAACAAAAACGCUCAAUCGAUUCUACAGAUGCGACAACGGAUGGCGGAAUUAGAGAGUGAGGUAUCCACAGACCUUGAAACGACAACAGAAACACUCUUGCCGGCUCAUGUAGAGCGCGCAGUAUUCGCUAAUCUAUUGGCACGUCUGUACCAAGACCAAAUGCACAAGUCGUCUACAUAUGGAUGGCCCGAGCGCAACGCAAAGCUCGAUAAUUUCCUGAAAGAUGACUGUCCAAGCAACACAGAUCUCAGUACCUUCCUCUCGCAGUCUUUGUUUGGAUAUUAUCGCAUGACUAUUGUGAAGAAAAGCAGUGUCAAGAGGCCCAAGCCGCCUAAGGGCUUUGGACCUAUUCAGUCAGUCAAGAUCAUAGAGAAAUCCGAAGACCACGAGAAUCCACCCUUGGUACAAAGGAUAUGGGUGGCUUCGCUUUUCAGAAACACGUUGGAGCAGCCAGACAGUAGACGUUCUAAGAGGAAGAAGCGCAAUUAA
Molecule: messenger RNA, 1917 nt
Organism: Didymosphaeria variabile
Lineage: Eukaryota; Fungi; Ascomycota; Dothideomycetes; Pleosporales; Didymosphaeriaceae
Exons: 1
Coding region: 1-1917 (638 amino acids)
Source: RefSeq, a predicted model, not a curated record